Emiliania huxleyi CCMP1516 is the source of this 690-nucleotide messenger RNA. Its product is annotated as putative programmed cell death protein. The record is from RefSeq and is a predicted model, not a curated record. Bases 1 to 690 code for a protein of 229 amino acids. The transcript has 4 exons. Gene Ontology annotation, cellular component: cytoplasm. NCBI's taxonomy places the organism in Eukaryota, Haptophyta, Isochrysidales, Noelaerhabdaceae.
AUGCCCAGUGGCUACUAUUCCGACUCCUCGGACGAUGAGGAGGAGCCGACGGUGAUGCUCGGCUUCGCCGCGGACGUGAGCGAGCCCUCCUUGCUUGCCCGCAACCACUUCCCCUCCAAGCUCGGCGGCGCUCCUGCGUGGCUCGACCCCGUCAACCUUCCGACCGAGAGGCAGCUCCGGUGUGGCGCAAGCGGCGAGCCGCUGCGCUUUGUGGCGCAGGUGUACGCCGCCGCGUCGGACGAGCCGCACGCCUUCCACCGCUCCAUCCUCCUCUUCCUCUCGCCGCACGGCCCGUCGCUCUCGCGGCCCGGCGCCGAGGAGCAGGAGGAGGCGGUCGAGGACCUCCGCUCGCAAGACCCGCGGCUCACCGAGUUCGGCGCCUUCACGGCUCGCCUGGCGCGCGCUCCGGCGCAGGCGGUGCGGUACUGCUUCGAGGAGGGUGCGGCGCCGCUCUGGGCGGGCAAGGCGGGGAGGGCGCCAGACCCCGUGCCGGCGUGCCCCCUCUGCGGCGGGCCGCGCCGCUUCGAGAUGCAGCUGAUGCCGCAGGCGCUCCACUACUUGGGCGCGCCCGACUUUGCGACGGUCGCCAUCUACACGUGCGCCGCCUCCUGCGCCAUCUGGCCGCUGUCCCGCCGGCAGGCCCAGCCGGCCGAGGCGGCGAGCAAGCCUAGAAGCGGAAUGCGUGACUAG